Molecule: messenger RNA, 1714 nt
Organism: Manis pentadactyla (Chinese pangolin)
Lineage: Eukaryota; Metazoa; Chordata; Mammalia; Pholidota; Manidae
Gene: LTB4R2
Product: leukotriene B4 receptor 2
Exons: 2
Coding region: 147-1223 (358 amino acids)
Biological process (GO): inflammatory response; neuropeptide signaling pathway
Cellular component (GO): membrane
Molecular function (GO): G protein-coupled peptide receptor activity; leukotriene B4 receptor activity
Source: RefSeq, a predicted model, not a curated record
CUUGUCCCUCCCCAUUCUCGCUCACACUCGCCAACCUCACAGGCGUAGGAAGGAGUGUCACCUUGCUCACUGCUGCUUUGCCUUUCCGCUUCACCAGCCCACCUGCUAGCCCACAAGCCUACUAUCUCCUAGCUGGGCGCAGAAGGAUGUCGGCCUGCUACCGUCCCCCUGGGAACGAGACCCUACUGAGCUGGAAGGCCUCGCGGGUCACAGGCACCACCUUCCUGCUGCUGGCGGCGCUGCUGGGGCUGCCAGGCAAUGGCUUCGUAGUGUGGAGCUUGUUAGGCUGGCGGCCCACACGGGGGCGACCGCUAGCAGCCACGCUCGUGCUGCACCUGGCGCUGGCUGACGGCGCAGUGUUGCUGCUCACGCCGCUCUUCGUGGCCUUCCUGAUGGGGCAGGCCUGGCCACUGGGCCAGGCGGGCUGCAAGGCCGUAUACUACGUGUGCGCGCUCAGCAUGUACGCCAGCGUCCUGCUCACCAGCCUGCUCAGCCUGCAGCGUUGCCUCGCCGUCACCCGCCCCUUUCUGGCGCCGCGACUGCGCAGCCCGGCCCUGGCCCGCCGCCUGCUGCUUGCGGUCUGGUUGGCCGCUCUGUUGCUGGCCCUUCCGGCCGCCGUCUACCGCCACCUCUGGGGGGACCGCGUGUGCCAGCUGUGCCACCCGUCGCCGGCCCACGCCGCUGCCCACCUGAGUCUGGAGACUCUGACUGCCUUCGUGUUUCCCUUUGGGCUGGUGCUCGGCUGUUACAGCGUGACGCUAGUGCGGCUGCGGGGCGCCCACUGGGGCACCAGGCGGCACGGGACGCGGGUGGGCCGGCUGGUGAGCGCCAUUGUGCUCGCCUUUGGCUUGCUCUGGGCCCCCUACCACGUGGUCAACAUUCUUCAGGCGGUCGCUGCACUGGCUCCGCCAGAAGGCGCUUUGGCGAGGUUCGGUGGUGCCGGCCAGGCAGCGCGAGCUGGAACUACGGCCUUGGCCUUCUUCAGCUCCAGCGUCAACCCGGUGCUCUAUGUCUUCACUGCCGGGGAUCUGCUGCCCCGGGCAGGGCCCCGCUUCCUCACACGGCUCUUUGAGGGCUCAGGAGAGGCCCGCGGGGGUGGGCGCUCUAGGGAGGGGACCAUGGAGCUUCGAGCUACCCCUCGGCUCAAAGUGGUGGGGCAGGGCCGGGGCAACGGAGACCCUGGGGGAGGGGCAGAGAAGGACAGUCAAGGAUGGGACCCUUGAUGCCAAACCCUACAACUGGGUCUGCCCUUCCCCGUCCCUUUCUAUCCCCACUGCCCGCCCCCCAGCCCCCCACUCCCCAACCCAGGAGACCACUCUGGAACGUGCAGGGAUCCUCCUCUGACCAGUUUGGAUCUGUCUGGGCAAAAUUAUUACAUAUGUGGGUCAGGCCCAGUUUUCUCCAAACCGAGGGAUUGCAGGUGGUGGUGGUACAUGUUGAUGCGUAUCAUGUACUUGCAGGUUGGCAGAUGCCCAUGUGCCAAUAUUGUGAAUACCCUGGGCAGCCCAUCUAUGGUGGCUUAGGUAUGCUCCCCUGGUGGCUCAUCGUGCCUGUGCUGUGCUGAAGCCGUCUGGUUCCUGCCUAGUUCAGGCCAAGCUGGGCAGUGCCAGCCUUCAGGGGCAUCUUGGCCUGUCCUCUCCAAUCUGGGUGGCCUGGUUUCCCCAGGCCAACCCAUAGAAACACUCUGGAAAUAAAGGGAGAAAGAGGAAGGAAA